AUGUACAACAGCCGGUCCCUGCAAGCCUUGUUCGUAUUUUUCGCCUUGUGCUCACCGCCAGAUCACUGUCCCAAAACCUUGGCUGCAACUGCAUCAUACAUGGCUGCUGCAACAAUUAGAAUUAGAUGGACACGCAGAGUCACCACGGUAAGCCAGGGUAAAGACACUAUGCCAUGUAUUCGUAAGGAUGUACAAUGCACGGCCGCGGAUCACUUUCCGGUUGCUAGCAGCGUUUCUGGAAGUCUGGAAGAUAGGGCGAGGGUAACGAAAAGAUUGGGUGGAUUGUCGAACCGCAUCUCUGGUGUUUUGCAAAUGCGCUCGCCGGGUUCCAGCCUGUCGGGGAAGCAAAUUGGUCGCGGCGUAGGUGGACAUGGUGACGCUGUCUUGGAGGUUAGUGAGUCUAGAGUCUAG
Molecule: messenger RNA, 411 nt
Organism: Colletotrichum paranaense
Lineage: Eukaryota; Fungi; Ascomycota; Sordariomycetes; Glomerellales; Glomerellaceae
Exons: 1
Coding region: 1-411 (136 amino acids)
Source: RefSeq, a predicted model, not a curated record